CAUCUGUUUUCGGCAUCUCCAGCUAGUGGCAUGUGCUUGUCACUAGUAAUGAGAUUGUAGCUUCUCUCUGAGGUCUCUAUCAUAGAUAUCUGGCAUUUGCUGGGUCUCACUGUUCAGUACAGAUCAGACUCUUGCUGCUUUGCUUCCCCUAGGCUGCUGUGUCACGUUUGACCCCUUGAUUUUGCUAUGUCAUCACCACUUUUAAUUCAUAACCGCCCCUAACCAUGUCAUUCUGUGGCUUGACCAGGCUUAAGCCUAACACCCCAAAACAAGUUUAUCAAUAUCCAAAUGGCCAAAGCACAGAGAUGAAGGGGUAAAGUCUUUACCGUGCCAAAAAACCUCCACUGGGAGACAAUCUUAUGAGCCCAAGAUUUAAAUCUGGGCCGAUCCACUUACUAAAUUUGUGACCGUGGGCAAGUUAAGUUCCUUGAGGCUCAGUUUCCUCACCUGUAAAUGCAAUGUAACACCGACCUCUCUGAAUUUCUGUGAGGAUUGAAUGAGAUGAUAGAUGCAGCAUUCUCUGCACAAAGCCCAACCCUUCAUAGGCAGUUAACACCUUUUAGUUUCCUUCUUUCACCCACACCAUAGUCCGCUUCCUAGUCGGAUAUGCACAGUAAUCUAAUUGGGCAGCUAACCUGAAAAAGGUGGAAUGGUUUCAGGCUGGGAACUUAUCCCGCAAUUAGGGAGUGCAACUUGUAAACACAUACAGUCCAGCUCUUCUCUUCAAUUAUGUGUAUUGAUGCAUCCUAUUAACCCCAUUUACUCUUUAGUCUCUGGUAAAGAUGUGAGCAAAAAUCGGUCACCUUUACAUUUCAUUGAAGAUACUUUUCAAGAAACACUGAGCAAGUUCUAUGGGUAAAAGAAAAAAAUUAAGGGGGACAAGGCAAAACAGAGGAUAGAAAGGGGGUUUUUUGUUUGUUCAUUUCGGGUUUUUUUGCUAACAAACCUUUACUGGGUAGCACUUGUGUGUCAGAGACUAUAUCGAGCAGUUUCCAUUCAAUUUCUCACUUAUCCUCCAACAAUCCUAAGGACAUAGGUACUAUGAUUGACCCCAUUUUACUGAUGAGGAAGCUGAGGCACAGAAAGAGCUAUUAAGUAACAGCUUAGUGUUCAGGAUCACAUAUCUACUAAGAGCCACAGCUGGCAACUGAGUCCAGGCAGUCUGUCUUCUCCACGCCACAUGAGGCCACCAACUCUGGCACCUCCCAGAAAGGUCAAGGCCCUAGCAAGCUGAAUCACAGAAACUAUCAUGGCCUUGACCAUUUGCUCUGUAAGACUUCUUUUCAGAUCUGGAAAAGGAGGGCAGCAUCUGAGACACUCCUGUGAUUUUUAAGGUCAGUAGCUUUGUAAGGUCAGUAGUUUGGGAAACAGAAAAAAAACCAUUUCCAGGAAGAAAAUGCACUACCAGGUAACACACUCUUUUAUGAGGUAAAUCAAGUACUCGCUCUUAUAAAACUCACGGUCCACCACUCAGGAGUGCCGCCGCCAUGUCAUUAGGCGGAACUUUUUCCUUGCUCAGUGCCCAUUACAAACUUAGUGAAUCCUUUGAAGGAAAAAAAAAAUUGCCAAAGAUCUCGUCUGAUGAAGACACUUGUUCAUAAUUUUGUAGAUUUACUAUUGUUAUCAAUUAUUUGCAGUUCCAAAUAGUUCAGGGAUGUGGGUUAUAUGGCAUUUUUUUUCCCCUAAGCUGAAAACUGCUAAAAGUGUGCGUUCCAGUUGCAUGCAGGGACUCAUGGCCACAGUAUCUGCAAGUCUCAGUUUUGCUCGUGGAAAAGGGAAUGAGUGGAUAUUCUAGCCCCAAACUGUUGUCUUUUUCCUAAAAGCCUGUCCUGGUACCACCAAACCGGUCCUUGGAAACCAAAUAAAAUUGUCUGUGACCCCCUCCCCCUAGGGGAGUUCUGGCAGGACUCUUGGAAAGGAGGAGGGGCUAAAAGGGGAAAGAACAGACCCUCGCUGAAGGUCAGUCAGGUGAUCCACAUAAAACUGCCAAUACUGAACCACUCUUUUACCUAUAGAAGUGGAAAUUUCAUAUGGUUUAACCCAAUAUUAAAUGCCAGACCACACACCUUUUUUAUGUUAUCACACUUGAUCUUCAUAAUGACCCUAUGAGGUCAGGUUUAUCCCCAUUUUACAGAUAAUGAAACUGAAUUAAAUGCCUGAAGUAACUGUCUCAGUUUGGGUUCCCCCUAAAGUUGACGCAGAGUCAAGGAACUGAUGCAAGUGGUAUAUUUGGAAGACAACCCCAGGAAGCACUGCAUCUCCCUGCCACUGAGAAGCAAGAGUGACACAUGUUCUACCCACCUUCCCUUCGGAAAUUCAAAGCAGUUGCAUGCUGCUGUGACCAGGAUCCAGGUUCCAAGGCCUGGGUUUAAUUACACAUUUGCUCACAUAUGUAUCCUGAAUAACGAUAAGACUUGCAUCGUGGACGACAUAGUGCAUGUCCUGGAGGAGCUAAAGAAUGCUCGGGCCACCAACCGGACCAAUUUUGCUAUCACGUACCCGAUCACUCACUUAAAGGACGGGAGGGCAGUUUACAACGGGCACCAGCUUGGAGGCGUCACCGUGCACAGCAAGGACCGAGUGAAAUCCGCAGAGGCCGUCCAGCUCACCUACUACCUGCAGUCAAUCAACAGUCUCAACGACAUGGUGGCAGAGAGGUGGGAGUCCAGCUUCUGCGACACCGUCCGACUGUUCCAGAAAUCUAACAGCAAAGUCAAAAUGUACCCUUACACGUCCUCCUCGCUGAGGGAAGAUUUCCAGAAGACCAGCCGCGUAUCAGAACGUUACCUGGUCACCAGCUUGAUCCUGGUGGUCACCAUGGCCAUCCUCUGCUGCUCUAUGCAGGACUGCGUCCGCAGCAAACCCUGGCUGGGCCUGCUCGGGCUGGUGACCAUAAGCCUGGCCACUCUCACUGCAGCCGGGAUCAUCAAUCUUACUGGUGGGAAAUACAAUUCCACCUUCCUGGGAGUCCCCUUCAUCAUGCUAGGUCAUGGAUUAUAUGGGACUUUUGAAAUGUUAUCCUCCUGGAGGAAAACUAGAGAAGACCAACACGUUAAAGAGAGAACUGCAGCAGUCUAUGCAGACUCCAUGCUCUCCUUUUCUCUCACCACUGCCAUGUACCUGGUCACCUUUGGCAUAGGGGCCAGCCCUUUCACGAACAUUGAGGCAGCCAGGAUUUUCUGCUGCAAUUCCUGUAUCGCAAUCUUCUUCAACUACCUCUAUGUACUCUCGUUUUAUGGUUCCAGCCUGGUAUUCACUGGCUACAUAGAAAACAAUUACCAGCAUAGUAUCUUCUGUAGGAAAGUCCCAAAGCCCGAGGCAUUGCAGGAGAAGCCCGCAUGGUACAGGUUUCUCCUGACGGCCAGGUUCAGCGAGGACACAACUGACGGCGAGGAAGCGAACACUUACGACAGUCACCUAUUGGUAUGCUUCCUCAAACGCUAUUACUGUGACUGGAUAACCAACACCUACGUCAAGCCUUUUGUAGUUCUCUUUUACCUUAUUUAUAUUUCCUUUGCCUUAAUGGGCUAUCUGCAGGUCAGUGAAGGGUCAGACCUUAGUAACAUCGUAGCAACGGCGACACAAACCAUUGAGUACACUACUGCCCAGCAAAAGUACUUUAGCAACUACAGUCCGGUGAUUGGGUUUUACAUAUAUGAGUCUAUAGAAUACUGGAACACUAGUGUCCAAGAAGACGUGCUAGAAUACACCAAGGGGUUUGUGCGAAUAUCCUGGUUUGAGAGCUAUUUAAAUUACCUUCGGAAACUCAAUGUGACCACUGGCUUGCCCAAGAAAAAUUUCACAGACAUGUUGAGAAAUUCCUUCCUGAAAGCCCCCCAAUUUUCACAUUUUCAAGAGGACAUCAUCUUCUCUAAAAAGUACAAUGAUGAGGUUGAUGUAGUGGCCUCCAGAAUGUUUUUGGUGGCCAAGACCAUGGAAACGAACAGAGAAGAACUCUAUGAUCUCCUGGAGACCCUGAGGAGACUUUCUGUCACCUCCAAGGUGAAGUUCAUCGUCUUCAACCCGUCCUUCGUGUACAUGGAUCGAUACACCUCCUCUCUGGGAGCCCCCCUGCACAACUCCUGCAUCAGUGCUUUGUUCCUGCUCUUUUUCUCUGCAUUCCUGGUGGCAGAUUCUCUGAUUAAUGUCUGGCUCACUCUAACGGUUGUGUCCGUGGAGUUUGGAGUUAUAGGUUUCAUGACAUUAUGGAAAGUAGAACUGGACUGCAUCUCUGUGCUAUGCUUAAUUUAUGGAAUUAACUACACAAUUGACAACUGUGCUCCACUAUUAUCCACCUUUGUUCUGGGCAAGGAUUUCACAAGAACGAAGUGGGUAAAAAAUGCCCUGGAAGUGCAUGGGGUAGCUAUUUUACAGAGUUACCUCUGCUAUCUUGUUGGUCUGAUUCCUCUUGCAGCUGUGCCUUCAAAUCUGACCUGUACACUGUUCAGGUGCUUGUUUUUAAUAGCAUUUGUCACCUUCUUUCACUGCUUUGCCAUUUUACCUGUGAUACUGACUUUCCUGCCACCCUCUAAGAAAAAAAGGAAAGAGAAGAAAAAUCCUGAAAAUCGCGAGGAAAUUGAGUGUGUAGAAAUGGUGGAUAUCGAUAGUACCAGGGUGGUUGACCAAAUUACAACAGUGUGAUAGCGUCUGCUUGUUAUAUUUUCACCCUAGGUCUUAUCAAGAGCAAAGGGAUGAUGUUAAUGGAAACAAAUUGAAAGUUGUUCUUUGGUUUUUAAGAAUAAGAAAUAGGCAUUGCCAAAAAAAGUAAAGGACAAGGUGGGGAAAUGGGCAUUGCAUAUUUUCAAUCUUUAAAACAAAAGGUUGUCAUCAGAGAAAAUUUACACACACACACACACACACACACACACACACACACACCCCCUAGGAGACUCAUAGUCUCUUAAACUAAGAUCAAAUAAGCAAAAGCUUAUUAGCAAGCAGAAUCCUCUUUUAUUCACACUGCAGAUGUUGCUGGUAUUGUGACAAAAACCUUCUGAUUGAAAGGUCAGCUGCCAAGGCAGAAAUAGCUUUGAGCAUUGCUCAAACAAUAAAGCUUCCAGAACUUCUGCAGAGCGGUAGCUCCAAGCAGGGUCUGUGGUUUAAGGUCUAAGGUCUUUGCCAUCUCAUCUAUCCCCCCAACACCCCAAGGAGAUGUUUGUGAAAGUUCUGGCCACCAAAAGCAAGCCAGAACCUCAGAAACAGACACAUGGCAGAGUGGCCAUCACCCAUGGACUGAAACUGAGUCACCUCUAAACUCACCCAGGUGAGGCAGUUUUGUUGUCCAGAAUGAAUUUAUCAUACGCCCCACCCACCCACCAUCAAUACACUUUUAACAUUGGUAUGGUUUGGUUAAUAUACCUUUAAACCAAUGACAGCUCCAGCAAUGCAGAGUUAAGGCGAUUCUAUUUUGGUAUAUCUUGUUGCUUGUCACCAAAUGGAUCUGCUUUAUUAGUUACAGCUCUUGGCAGGAGGCUCUGAGUACCCAAAACCACAGAGCCAAACCCAAAUACCUGGCAUAAAGCAGGUGUCUACUUGAACCCAGAGAUAGUAUUUCCAUUUUGAUAAAAAAAAAAAAAAAAAAAAAAAAAAAAAAAAAAGGCCAGCUGGUACAGCUGUUUGCGGUUUGGCCCUACAUGCAUUUUUGUUUUUUUGCAUGGAUGCCCAGAAAUAACAUCUGCCCACACAUAGCUGAGGAAGGAGAAAUAAACACUGACAUGGUUAUCUGCCACAGCUUCCCACUUGUAGUGCCAGUCUGCUUUCGCUCAGGAGACAUGCUUGCUCAGAGAUACAGAGGAGACAAGUCCUGAAACUUUGUAAGUCCUGAAACUGAGAACUUCAGGCAGACAUAAAGGGCUGAAAGUGAGAUAAAUGGAAAUGACCGGAAGAUGUAAUCACCACCAUAAAUCUAUCAACAAUGACAGUCAAGCUUUCCUGCUAACCUGGCUGCAUUUUCAUCUUCCGGGUCUCUACGCCCCCCACCUUCGUUGGUACCCCUCUACUUCCUUGCACGGCCCUUCUGUACAUUAUCGAGCCUAGAUGUUUAUACUGUUGACUUGCAGUAUCUACAGGAUCUAAACAGAAAUGGUUUGAUCUGAAGAGGCUGUGUAUGUUGCCCCCGACCCCUGCAUUUCUUUAAGUCUAUAAAAAUGAAGCUAAAACCUGGUCACACUUGAGGUAAAUGUCUACAGUAUUUUUCCCUUUUAGAGACAUAGCUUAUUUAGACAUCUGUAGUGGUAAGCAUUUCCCCAAAGCACCUUACCUUUUUGGACCUUAGCGGAUGUACUGUGCAACUUCCCCAUCCCCUGCAGAGGAGGAAACUGAGACCUAGGAGAAUAAAGUGACUCACCCAGGGUCACACCACUGGAGGGUUUCCAUCAUUUUAGCAUGCCUAAGACAGGGCAGGCCAAUUUUAGAUCUUCUCAUAAGAGGGCUACUACUCCCUUCAAAGUACAUUUCCAAGGAAGAAACAUAGGCCUUGGCCACAAGGCAGACUUUUUUUUAAUGUCUGGGUAAUGUUUGGGAUUUAGGUUUACCAUUGUCUUUCCAGACAGCAAAAAUGCCCAAAUGAUUCAGAUGUAACUACACCAAGUGCAAACCUGUGCUUUCUAGUUCAUGUACUGUUGUUCACACAGUUCUAAAUAUAUGUGCAGGGGAUCAUAGCUAGUGCAUUACACACUUGUUCAAUCUCUCCUGCAAACACACUAAGUGAUCAUACCAAUGUGUUAUGCACUCAACUAGAAGAUAAUGAGCUUUAAUCUAAGGACAAAUGCAAUCCUCGAAAAAGGGCAAGUUCGCAUAAUAGAUCUGCGAUCAAUUCUCUCUCCAAGGGGCCUGCAACUAGGCUAUCAUUGAUAAAACACAGCUGAAGAGGGGAUUGGUUUUAUUCUUAAAUCAUAUGUUGCUAAAUCAUUUUCUGAAGAGCGUGUUCUAAAUCAGCCAUUGAUUUAGUGCCGGCCACGUGGAGCACCUUGGGUUACAGUGACUCCACAAAACUGAUACAACACACACCAAUUAAGCAGAUUUUGUUGAGAAUUUAACCAUUCAAUUUGGUCAACCAGAAUGACUUACUGUGGAACUUUAUUUUAUGACAGAUAGUAGUUUUCCCUCUUGACUGGGUCUCUGUACACCUUGAGAUAUUGUAUUUUUAAAUGAAGGGCAUUUUCAAACUUGUCAACUUCUCUUUUCAGCACUUGAAAUCAAAGCUUAUGGAAUUCUGACUGUGGAAUGAAUGAAUUAUUUUGGGGGUAGUCUGCAUGCCAAGAUUGACUACUUAUUAUUUAUUGUUAGAUCAUUAUUAUUUAUUUGUUAAUAUUCAUUAUUAAUAAUUGCUCUGAUAGCAUUGGUUUAGCCCCACCAUGGAGAAGACAUUUUAAAAAUAGCUCAGAAUCACAUCCCCCCAAAAGUUAAGUCUCUACUUCAUGAAGUUUUACUUUUUCAAUUGCUAUAAAGAGGGAAGGAACAACCCUAGCAAACACUUGCAAAAGUUUUAUUUUUCAAUUAAUUCCAAACAAGACAUUAAUGUCCACUUUACCAAAGAAAUUUAUUUGGUUGGUUUUGAGUUGGUAUUUAUUGUUUGUUUACCAAAGAAAAUACUCCAUUCAUCAAAAAUAUUUCCCCUGCUCAACUAAAAGAAAAAAAAACUGUGAUACUUGGGCUUUCCUGGCCAUUCAUAAGGAAAAAAAGAAAAGUCAGGGUAAGGGUGAUAUUCUCUCAUUGAGUGAAACUCAGCAGAAGAUGUAAAUUCACAAGAAGCUUGGUGUUUGCAAGAAAGAAAAUGACACUUGAAAUAGGGCAUUAUUGUUAAGUCCUAUAGCAAUGGCCCAAUGAAUAGCAUGAGGGCUCCUCGGGCUAAAAGGAGCAUAUUUGUUGCACAGAAAAAAUAAGAUAAUCGCUGAUGAAACUCCUUCGCCACUGUUCCAGCUCAUAAGUUUUGUUUUGGGUUUGGGGGGUUUUAGGUUUUGGGGUUUUGCUUAGCUUUGGUUUGUGACAUUUGUUCGUGUUUGCUUGUUUUGCUCCUACCUUUUCUACCAUUUCUACCCCCUCAAUUUUCAGGCAGAAGUGAGAUAAUCAGAUGCCACCCUCCAUGGCUACAGUGAUUUGUGCAAUAUGCUGCUUUGAACAAGGCCCUUGAUAACCCUUUUAUUUUAACUAACCACCACCCAAUUGUUCUAAGUGGCAUUCUGGGACCAUGACAUCACUUUCCUCCAGCCCCAGCAAUGGAGCGUGGCUGUGUCUAUCUCAAGAAUGAGUGGUAGCCGCCCUGGGGGUGUGGCAUGAGUCAGGGCCUCUUGGACACAAAUGAUAUCGUUCUCAAAAUGGCUUUUUAUUCCUUCAGAUCCUAUUAAAGUAGCCCUGCAGCUUAUAGUAGUGUUUGAUCUCUGUGAAUCUCUGUUUCCUCAUCUGUAAAAUGGCGAUUAUAACAGUAACUAUCUUUCAGUUCAGCAAAUACUUACUGAGUGCCUAAUAUCACCCAGAUACUGUUCUAGAGACUGGGGACAGCAGUGAACAAAUCACAUAAAAAAAAAAAUCUGCCCUCGAGAGCCUACAUUUGAGUGAUAUUGUGGAUUUACUGUAAGGAUUAACAUGAGAAGAUGUUCAGAGAGCACUCGUGGCAAGGCCUGGCAUAGACAAGGAACUGAAGACAUUAUUAUUUGUAAUCUGUCCAUCCCACACAGUAGCACUAGAGCUCAGGAUGUAAAGCUACAGAGAAGCAGAUUUGUGCAGAUCAGAGCCCAGGAUUAGGGCUAUGUAAAAAUGCAGAGUUGUCCUGGUCAUUUUAAGACAUUCAAAAUUUGGCUGGAUCAUCACUUAGUGGGGUGAGUGUGAAGGUGGCACAAGCCCUAGAUGGUGGAGUUGGAUUGUAAUCCUUGAAAGAAAGGGAUACAGGCAGUUGGGAAUGGAGUGGGGAGGGGAGAGCGCUUAUUUCAUUACUAUGCCCCGCUUGUCUGAAGACAUUUGAACAUUCCUUUGGCGUAAUUUGCUUUUAAGUCUGUGCUACGUAAAAAGCACCAGGUAUUUAAAGACAAAGUUCCUAUUUUUUUAAAGCAUGGUAAAUCUGCAACACGAAGGAAAAUAUUAAAUUAGUACCACCAGAUUCUCUGGCAAAGAACUGAGAAAGGCUUCAGCCAGCACAUUGCAGAGUACCUCCCCGUGGUGGUUACAACUGUUUAUUUCUGUUUCAUGCCAGUCCAGGAGAAAGCAAAGAGGAAAGUGAAUGAGCUAAAUUCCAUUCACCUGAACAGGCAGUGUCAGGCUGUCCUCCCCAGCCCGCCUCUCACCUGCCCCACUUCUGCCCAGGUGAUGUGUUUGAAGUCCUCUGAUAUCUGUGAGGGCACCACGCAAGGAAGAGGAAGUGAGGUGAGCAGACAGCUAUGGCCUGUGUGUCAGUUUUCAGGUUAGAUUAAAAUGAGCACGGCAAAGCUUUGGAGGAGCCGACCCGGGGAAAGAAGGCUUCUUUUCAAAGUACAAAGAAAGCAACGUGUACCAAGGAGGCAACCCACAGAGGGCCCUUGGUGGAAGGAAUGCUGUUCCCGUGGGACACACCAGCCUCUUCCCCCUCCAGAAUGUUGACACCAGAUGAACCGUUGGAUAGAAUUAAGCUUACCCUCCCAUUUUUCACUUAGGAAAAUGGAAACCUGGAGAAGUGAAAUUACAUGCACAGAGCCAGUUAGAAGCAGAUAGAGGACUAUGAUUGAAGUCUCCUAGCUCCUAGACUCAGCCCUUUCUCCAUUCUGCCACUUUACUGCCAAAUUCUAUGUGUCUAAAUUACGGGGUCUUAACCUGGGGGCCAUGAAUGAGUUGGUGGGAGGGUGGGACUCUGAACUCCUUAAAAUUGAAUUAUACGCAAAAAUGUGUAUAUAUGUUCCAUAUGUGCAUUUUCCUAAAGAGAGUUCAUAGUUGUUAUCAGGUUUCAAAAGAGGUCUGCGACCCCAAAAGGGUGAAGAACAACUGUCCUCAGUUAAUAAAGACCUCAUUGGGAGUGUGAUCCUGGUGUCCUCAUUUUGGCUAAUGAGCAGUCAAGAAUUUCUCAACCAUCUUUUCUCCAAGGAGCCGAAACUGCUUCUAGGUAUUGGUCUCUUCAUGCCCAGCCAAGUGCCCACUACUCUUCCUUUAUCCCACAUUCAUUCAUUUGUUUAAUCUGCAAACAUGUUUUCAUUGUCCGAUCUAUGUUCUAGCACCAGUUAAACACACUCUCCAGGGCAAGACUGGGGAAAGGACCCCUCUGCAUCAUGCUCUUAUUGGCAGAAAGAAUACCAGGUCGCUACCACAUUCUUACUGUUGCAACAAAGGAAUAUACAGCCUCAAAAUUACAGUAACCACUCCCCACACAUAGACACACACAGAGGGGGCA
This is a messenger RNA of Physeter macrocephalus (sperm whale), 10351 nucleotides long. It is a transcript of the gene PTCHD1, whose product is annotated as patched domain containing 1. The record is from RefSeq and is a predicted model, not a curated record. Gene Ontology annotation, biological process: chemical synaptic transmission; cognition. The coding region runs from base 2215 to 4641 and encodes 808 amino acids. Gene Ontology annotation, cellular component: plasma membrane; synapse. Lineage: Eukaryota; Metazoa; Chordata; Mammalia; Artiodactyla; Physeteridae. The transcript has 4 exons.